Messenger RNA from Rhizoctonia solani, 435 nucleotides. RefSeq lists its product as uncharacterized. The transcript has 5 exons. The record is from RefSeq and is a predicted model, not a curated record. NCBI's taxonomy places the organism in Eukaryota, Fungi, Basidiomycota, Agaricomycetes, Cantharellales, Ceratobasidiaceae. The coding region runs from base 1 to 435 and encodes 144 amino acids.
AUGUUCGCAUUCCUCAAGCUCGCUGCCCUUGUCGGCCUCGCUUCCUCUGCCCUCGCCGCUCCCGUUGAGGCCCCUGCUGCUACCAACCAGCUGGCCGCCCGCGCUCCCUACGACGUCCACAACGGCUGGGCAUCCUACUACAACCCCUCCGUCGGUACUGGCGCCUGCGGCUGGAACAACGGCGACUACGAGUGGGUGGCUGCCGUCGGCACCAGCCUGUUCCAGGAGAUGAUGGUCGACGGCAACCCGAACCACAGCCAGGCUUGCGGAAAGACCGCCAACGUCAGCUGGAACGGCAAGACCAUCAAGGUCGGCAUCGUCGACCGGUGCUAUGCCUGCGGCUACAACGACAUCGACCUGUCGCCGUCUGCGUUCCAGCAGUUUGCUGGUCUCGGGACUGGCAAGCUGCAGGGUGUGUCGUGGAAGUUCAACUGA